This is a messenger RNA of Trichoderma virens Gv29-8, 552 nucleotides long. RefSeq lists its product as uncharacterized. Lineage: Eukaryota; Fungi; Ascomycota; Sordariomycetes; Hypocreales; Hypocreaceae. Bases 1 to 552 code for a protein of 183 amino acids. The record is from RefSeq and is a predicted model, not a curated record. The transcript has 6 exons.
AUGACGUUUCGCGGCGAGGAGCGUGGCUCGCUAGUCGCCUUGCCGUGGCUGAAAUCAUUGGCGCAGCGGCACCCGCCGGCGACACACAUGCACAAGUGUGUUGGCCUUGAUGUGCUGCCACCAACAAUUCCGCCGUGUCGGCGACGAUAUGGACUCCUCUGCAAUGUGCGAACAUUUGCCCUCGCGCACGUUGCACGCACUAAAAGCCCGCGCUAUACCGUCGGAACGAAAGGGCUGAAAUACUCCCAAGUCAGCUUGCAGCAGUCCUGUCUCGCAUCUGGGUCGCUAGCGGGUGAGGGAACAGCAGUUGGAGCAUUAAGACGGAACCCGGGAUUUCUCCGCCCUGGACAGCUACUGGCAAAUCACGACAUCUUGCGCGGAAAUGAGAAAAAGGAAAGAAAGAAGAAGAAAAAUCUUGUUUUCGAUCAGAUCAGAUCAUCUCGGAUUCAAGCGGCAAAAGAACAGAAGAAGUACGAAACGCCAUCGAGAGAAGUGGGGGAGCAGAUAUCAGAAGAAUCCAUCGAGUUCUUCACCAAGAUAGCGUUUGCAUAG